Molecule: messenger RNA, 2289 nt
Organism: Guillardia theta CCMP2712
Lineage: Eukaryota; Cryptophyceae; Pyrenomonadales; Geminigeraceae
Exons: 22
Coding region: 1-2289 (762 amino acids)
Biological process (GO): protein phosphorylation
Molecular function (GO): calcium ion binding; ATP binding; protein kinase activity
Source: RefSeq, a predicted model, not a curated record
AUGCAUCACGGACAGAAUCCAAAAAUUCUCCACGGCAUCGGGGUGAAGUUCAAGUCUCUUGCUCUUGCUGCACCUCUGAUGGAAAACUUGUUGCAGUAUGUCGCCAACGUACACAGCGAGUCUCUCCAGGCCUUGCUGGGGGAGGCGUUCUUCCUUCUGGGGAAGUUGUACAUGCUCAUGGAUCGAGACCACGUCGGCCUCAUCACCUUCCAGAACUUCGUCCACUUCUUGCACGAAGCAGGCAUGUACGGGGAGCAGAUUGGAAAGAUGCAGAAUAUCUUUGUGGGAAUGGAUGUGGACAAGAACGGGACGCUCGACCUCGCCGAGUUCCUCUGCAUGAUGUACUCCUGGGGGAGCUCGGGCGAGAGCUUCGACAAGAUGUUUGGAGGCUGCAAGGAGAACGCUGCUGUGGUCGACAAUGCCUUCAGGAUCAUGAGCAUGGCCUGGGCCAAGUACGACAGCGACCGGUCGCAGGAGCUGCAGUACUCCGAGCUGAUCCACUUCCUGCAAGCUGAGCUGCCUGAGGCCUUUGCGUUCGCCUCCGCGGUCGUGGAUGAGAUCUACCCUGAGCAAGUCAGAUCGGCACAUCCUCUUUGUUUCCGCAGCUUCAUGCACCUGUUGUUCUUGCUCUUCCAGAGAAUUCCGGGGAGCAAGCUCGUUCAGUUCGACGGGACGAUCCACGAGGACAGCGACAAGGGAGGACAGGGACCAGAAAGCACAAAGUGGAAGCUGUAUGCGUCUGCGUUUGCGGGCCUGGAAGGUGAAGAAGACGGGAGGAAGGAGGACGUGGAGGGGGUGGAUUUCAUCUCUUUGGACAGAACCAAGGACGGGAUGAUUGACAUCACUGAGAUCUGCCAGCUUGUCGAUCUCCGCCCGACCUACGAGAAGCUUGACAUCUUGACAAGAUUGGAGCACAAGUUUCGCAUGGUAGACGAGGACCGGAACAACACUCUCGACUUCUACGAGUUCGUUGCACUUGACGGAACUUACUCGGAGAUGAUCCCGACAUCGCAAGCUCGAGAGAAAAUCUCCAGGAUGUUCACAGUCAUGACCGGCGACUACAUUCAGCAGGACAAGAACAGGACGGGAGUCCUGACCAAAGAUGGAGUCUCGGGAUUCUUCAACUGCAGCUUUUCCAUGGUCCCUGCCAGCCUCGACGGUGAGAAGGAGGAAGCGAAAAAGAAGGAGGGGAAGGAAGAGAGAAAGAUGAGGAAGAGGAGAGAGAGAGAGGAGGAGAAGGGGAACAAGGAGGGGGACGAGCACGAGCACGAGCACGAGCACGAGCACGAGCACGAGGGAGAGGAAGGGUUUAGGUGUUUAGUCCACAGCCUCGAUCCUUCUCAGAAGACCGUCGACAUCGCUGGGCUCAUCAAGAUCCUUUACCACAUCAUCUUGCCAGAUGGUCAAUUUGACAUGGAGAAGUAUCAUCCCCAGCACAGCAAGAUGGAGUUUGCGAGCGUUAAGCUCCCAGAGGCUACGACAUCCUCAACUGAGAAUAAGCGAGUCUCUCCAGUCAUCAACAGCAAGUUUGUCAAGGGCAAGAUGCUCGGGCAGGGAGGUCAGGGUGCUGUCUACCUUGGGAGCUACGAGGGAAUCAAGGUCGCUGGCAAGGAAAUGCUGGAAGGACCAACUCCACAAGUGUUGGAGGAUCUGAAGAAUGAGGUGGAUCUCCUCAUGAAGCUCAACCAUCCCAACUGUCACUUCCUUGUCGGAGCAAAGACUCACUCUGAUUCUGAAGGUUUUCCCCUCCUCCUGACGGAGUGGAGGUUCGGGUAUGAAUGCGCGGCGGGGCUGGAGCAUCUCCACAGCUUCGGCUACAUGCAUCGCGACCUCAAGUCGCUUAACGUCUUCGUCACUUCCAACUUCGUUGCCAAGGUCGCUGACUUCGGCAUGGCCACCAACGAGCCCACGGCCAGUGAUCCUGCUGGGACCCCUCAGUGGAUGGCCCCUGAGGUUGCGAUCAAUGUCUUCGGCCAGAAGUCUGUUUACGACAAGGUGGAGAAGAUGAUGCGAUGCGACAUCUACAGCUACGGCAUCAUGCUGUGGGAGUUCUACACCUGCUCCUGUCCUUAUGCCGAGACUGGGAUGCAGCAGAUGGACAUUGCCCUUGCGGUGAUCAACCAGCAAAUCAGACCCACCAUGCAGAUGAAUCCCAACUGGCACCUCGUUGACCCCACAGGAAAUGCCAGGAAGCUCAUUCAGCAAUGCUGGAGCCAGAACCCGGCUGAGCGCCCGCCAUCCUUCACCCAUAUCCUCGAGGCUAUGCGUCAGUUCGCUCCAGCUAGCUAG